Akanthomyces muscarius is the source of this 1080-nucleotide messenger RNA. RefSeq lists its product as uncharacterized. The transcript has a single exon. The record is from RefSeq and is a predicted model, not a curated record. The coding region runs from base 1 to 1080 and encodes 359 amino acids. Lineage: Eukaryota; Fungi; Ascomycota; Sordariomycetes; Hypocreales; Cordycipitaceae. Gene Ontology annotation, molecular function: oxidoreductase activity, acting on the CH-OH group of donors, NAD or NADP as acceptor.
AUGUCGCUUAUGCUCCAGAUUGCGUCGUCAACACCAGCCAAGGCGCUCAUACAUCUCAACGGGCUUUUGCUAUCACCCGCAUUCUCAGGCUCACUAUUGUGUGCAUUCAUCUUUGCGACAGAGGCAAAGAAGUUGCAGCUACUCAAGGCGCUACGCGUGCCGCCCACGAUCGAUCUCGAGCUAGUCAAGAGGGGACUGCAGAUUCUACUAGGUCUCAGUGUCGUUCGCUAUGUCAACUCGACACUGAGCAGCAUUGCGCUCAACUCGUGGCGACUGACCAAGCCUGGAAACUGGCAGUGGAACAAUGAAAUUGCAGUCAUCACCGGGGGGUGCAGUGGCAUCGGCAAAUGCACGGUGGACAGGCUGGUCAAGCGCGGGGUCCGGGUGGCCAUUUUCGACAUCCAAGAGGCGCCAAAGUCAUUCCACAACAAUGACCUAAUCCGCAUAUACCAGUGCGACAUUACGGAUCGCGACUCGGUGGCCCAAGCCGCGGAUCGUGUGCGAGAGGACUUUGGACAGCCGUCCAUCCUCAUCAACAAUGCUGGCAUCACUAAGCCAUUUGCCAUCAUGGACAUGCCAAUGGAGGUCAUUCGCAAGAUUUUCGAGGUCAACUGCUUUGCGCACUGGACCACGGUGCAGGAGUUCCUGCCGCACAUGAUGCGGCUCAACAAGGGCCAUGUCGUGACGGUCGCGAGCCUGGCGGGCCAUGCGUCGAUUGCCAAGGCGGCCGACUACUGCGCGAGCAAGUCGGCCGCCAUUGCGUUCCACGAGGUCCUGGGCGCGGAGCUCCGCAGCUUCUACGGCGCCGACGGCGUCAUGACGAGCGUGGUCAACCCCAACUUUGUCCGCACGCCGUUCCUGGACAACGUAGAGGGGCUCAAGGAGAUGCAGGAUCAGAUUCCCAUGCUCACGCCGGAGCAGGUCGCGGAUCGUAUCGCGGGGCAGAUUUUCAGCAGGACCGCCGGAGAGGUGAAUGUGCCGUCCCAUAUGGACUAUAUCACUGGCUUUCGCGGCUGGCCGCACUGGAUUCAAAUCUUUGCCCGUGAUUCGAUGGGCAAAGCAGCAGCUAGUAUCAAAUAG